AUGGAAACACACAAACACAAUGUGGAAACGACACUCAACUAUUGGGACGAUCCCGGCGACGGCUCACGCCCGACACCGAUCUUUAUUGGCCGAGGCAAAGUUACCAACAAACGGCCUCAUCGUCCCCACGACUUUGUGGUGGCAGACAUCACCGGUGAGGAAGACCGAUAUUCUCUCGACACACACGGGUUCCAGUUUUGCAAACACGAGAGCAAGGAGGAACGAUUCACCGACGAUCAAACCAUUCAAGCGGCCUACUACGAAGAAUGUCGGCAACUGCUCAUAGAGCUCACGGGAGCUCGUCGAGUGCACAUCUUCAACCACAAGGUGCGCCGCGGACCGACGCAAUGGCACCACCUGGGACUCCACGGAAACAAUCUUGCCAACCGCGGCCCUGUUACCAGAACGCACGUCGAUCAGUCAUAUGCGGGGGCGGAGCUCCGGCUGAGAUGGGAAUUCCCGGAUGCCAAGGAAGCUGAUGCAUUGUUGAAAAGAAGGUAUCAAAUUAUCAAUAUCUGGCGGCCCAUCGAGACCGUCCUCAAGGACCCUAUCGCGGUGGCCGACGCGAACUCGGUUCCGGACUCAGAUCUAGUCGGUGCGGUGAUGGUGGAGGAGGACUUUCAUGGAGAAUCGUGGGUGGUCCGGCACAAUCCCAAUCACCGGUGGCAUUUCAAAUACCGAAUGACGCGGCAAGACGUCCUUCUCAUCAAGUGCUUUGAUUCCGAAACGUCCUUGGCACGGAGGGCUUUGCACUCGGCUUUUGAGGACCCGGAGUACCGCGAUGAGGCGUCGCGGCAGAGCAUCGAGGUGUCUCUCGAUUUUAUUUUUAUUAUCUACCCAGGCCCCCCACCCGCGAACUUCAGCGACGCUACCCUCUUCGCAAUGACUGACGCCCCGGAAACCGUCGAAUGGCAGGGCAAGCAGGUCCCGGUCUGGUCCAUGAAGACCAUUGACUACGGCUUGCUGCUUUCUCAAGACCCGGCCGAGGUGGAGAAGGUUGUCAAGGCGUGUUUGGAGGAGGGUUACUUCCAGCUCGACCUCGAUAGCAUUGACGGCCGUGGAGUGCUUGACAACCGGGAGGAGGUUCUCAAGCUCAUGAACCGCUUUUUUGCCGCGCCGAUUGAGGCCAAGAAUGAGUACGGGCUAAUUGACUCCCACCUCGGCUACGAGCCGGUCGGCAGCCGGACGGGCGCUUUUGGUGCCGGAACCAAGGAUGGAUAUGAGAUGCUCAAGGUGUCUCGUGACGAAAUCCAACUAGGCAGCCCCCGGGUUCCCUCUCCGAUCAAAGACAGCGGCGAGCUGCGCAUUCUGGAGCGCGCCAUCGGUAGCUGCAACACCGUCACCAAGGUCAUUCUUGCGGCUCUCUCCACGGGCAUGGGCCUCACUGGUGCCGAGCGAUUCGAAAACUCGCACCGCAACGACAAGCCAUCGACCACCACGCUCUCCAUGAUGCAUUAUCUCCCUGCAGAGGAAACGGGACAACACAAGAUCGGCCACCAAAAGCACACCGACAUCAGUUCCUUGACCCUGCUCUUUAGCGACCAGUGGGGUCUCCAGAUUCGUCCCCCGGGAGAGUGCGGUGCGCGUGAGAUGGGCUUCGUGGCCCCCAAGCCAGGAUGCGCCUUCGUGCAUGUUGGUGACUCGCUACGGUUUGCGAGCGGUAUGAAGUUCCAGUCGUGCAUCCACCGCGUGGUCCCGUUCAACCCGACGGAACAUCGUUACUCUAUCGCCUAUUUCCUUCGGGCGCAGGACGACACCAUGUUUAUGGACAGCGAAGGGCGGUACGUAACGGCUAAGGAGUGGCAUGACGAGAAGUUCAAGGCGUUCACAGACCCGCCAGUUUGGCAAGCUAUGGCGCCCCGGUCCAUGAUUUUAGGAGGCAUGAAGGAGGAUGCACUUAGCAGUAGCCUACCUUCCAAGUUUUCCAUGGGCAGAUAUUAUUGUCAGAUCAAAAAGUCAGCUCACUUGUUCCGGGUUUCCUCAAUAACCUUGCUCGAGGGUGUCACGGGUGCGUUGUGA
Messenger RNA from Dichotomopilus funicola, 2019 nucleotides. RefSeq lists its product as uncharacterized. Lineage: Eukaryota; Fungi; Ascomycota; Sordariomycetes; Sordariales; Chaetomiaceae. The transcript is spliced from 3 exons. The record is from RefSeq and is a predicted model, not a curated record. Gene Ontology annotation, molecular function: oxidoreductase activity. The coding region runs from base 1 to 2019 and encodes 672 amino acids.